This is a messenger RNA of Pyricularia pennisetigena, 552 nucleotides long. RefSeq lists its product as uncharacterized. Gene Ontology annotation, cellular component: plasma membrane; cytoplasm. Gene Ontology annotation, molecular function: GTP binding; GTPase activity. The record is from RefSeq and is a predicted model, not a curated record. Lineage: Eukaryota; Fungi; Ascomycota; Sordariomycetes; Magnaporthales; Pyriculariaceae. The transcript is spliced from 4 exons. Gene Ontology annotation, biological process: vesicle-mediated transport; intracellular protein transport. Bases 1 to 552 code for a protein of 183 amino acids.
AUGGGUCUCAGCAUCAGCAAGCUGUUCGACAGGCUGUGGGGGAAGAAGGAGAUGAGAAUUUUGAUGGUCGGUCUCGAUGCCGCCGGUAAAACCACGAUUCUGUACAAGCUGAAGCUCGGCGAGAUCGUCACCACCAUUCCUACCAUCGGCUUCAACGUCGAGACGGUUGAGUACAAGAACAUCCAGUUCACCGUGUGGGAUGUGGGUGGUCAGGACAAGAUCCGUCCCCUGUGGAGACAUUACUUCCAGAACACCCAAGGUAUCAUCUUCGUCGUCGACUCGAACGAUCGCGACCGUAUCGUGGAGGCACGCGAGGAGCUGCAGCGCAUGCUGAACGAGGAUGAGCUGCGGGAUGCUAUCUUGCUUGUGUUUGCCAACAAGCAGGAUUUGCCGAAUGCCAUGAACGCUGCCGAGAUCACAGACAAGCUUGGUCUCCACAGCUUGAGACAACGCGCCUGGUACAUCCAAUCGACCUGCGCUACCUCUGGUGACGGUCUCUACGAGGGUCUCGAAUGGCUGGCUAGCACCCUGCGCAAGGCAGGCCACCAGUAA